CUGGCCGGAACCGUUGUACCGCCAUCUUUGCGCUCCUUUUGUUUUCUCCUUCAUUUGUUUUGCUCUUUCCGCCGUUAAGUUGUUGCCUUAAUAUCUGUGAUUUAAGUCAUUUAAUUCGAUUUCGAUAUAAUGGAGCAGAAUGUGGCUGCCGAGCAGAACAUCUUCGUCGUCGAUCGCAAAUUGAAGAAAACUGGUCCGCAAGCAGAUGUCGAGCGCCUGGCCAAGACGCACUGGCUCAGCGACUAUGCCCAGGAUAUAUUUUUGACCAUGAGGGAGCAAGAACUCCGCCGGCGGCCUUUCUUUUACCUUUCGCCGCAGCUGAACGAGCGCCGAAGAAUGCUGCAGUUGCUUAAACUGGCGACCAGCACCCACAAGCUUAGUCGCUGUGCUCUGCACCUGGCCGUCUACUAUAUGGAUCGCUUUGUGGAUUACUACAAAAUCCGACCGGACAAGCUGCUCCUGGUGGCCAUCACUUGUCUUCAUAUAGCUGCGCAGAUCGAAAACACGGAAGCGUUUAUUCCGCGCUACUGCGAAAUGAACCAAUUGGUCAAGAACGCCUAUACGGCAUUCGAGUACAAGGCUGUGGAAAGGAAGAUCCUGUGCUUCCUGAACUUCGAGCUAAUACGUCCCACCACCGCCAGUUUUGUGGAGCUCUUCGCCUGCAGUUUUCUCACUCGCUCCGAUUUCAAGAACUACACCGAAAUGUUGGAUGAGUGCGAGCGGAACAAUCACACCCAGCCAUACCAGCGAUAUAUAAGCUUCGAAGAGAUGCUGUCCAUGUUGGCGCAGUUGCUCCUUCGCAUGGCGGAUUACACAUUGUACAUUUCCAGAUUUGCCAACGAUCUGCCAUCCCUUUUGGCUGCCGCCUGCAUUGCUGCAGUUCGCCAGGUCAGCGGAGUCAGGCGCUGGUCGCAGUACCUCGUUGGACUGACCUCCUACACUGAGGCUCAUGUCGAGCCCUACAUGCACGUCCUGACCGACUAUCAUUAUUACCAUACUAUUCAGCCCGACUACAGAGGUAGUCCCUCUGUUCAGACCAACCAGAGCUUAGCCAGUCCCGAUUCCGGAUUCGAGGAGUCCUUCACUGAGAACACAAACCUGGUGGUCUCCGAUAAAGUGGUCACACUAGAGACCUGCAACAUAAUUACCGUGCAGCUGCAGGGUCCCCCUCCACCACAUUCAUCGACUUUGCUUCCCAAAGAGCACAUCAAUUUGAAGCGCCCUCGCUUUGAAGACGAUUCCGAAAACCUUCACCCAUUGAAACACGCCAAAGUCGUGAGUGAUUAGUACAGAGGAAAAAAGAAGAAACUAUUACCAUUUGGAGGAAAUCCAAAUACUUAAAAGUGAAAUGACAUCGAUAACGUAGAUAUGGUCUUGUUCAAUUGAGUUGAAUCUCACCCAUAUUAAAUACGUGAUGUUAUGCUUUAAUAUAUAUGUAUUUCAUAUUUAUUUGAAAUUAUCUUAUAAACCUAUAAAUACAAUAUGUCAAAAACUCAACAAAAAUGAUGCAUUAACUAAAAACAACAAAGACAUUAUUUAUAAUUCGCUAAAGAACAA
Drosophila simulans is the source of this 1557-nucleotide messenger RNA. It is a transcript of the gene CycJ, whose product is annotated as cyclin-J. Gene Ontology annotation, cellular component: centrosome; nucleus; cytoplasm. Gene Ontology annotation, biological process: mitotic cell cycle phase transition; regulation of cyclin-dependent protein serine/threonine kinase activity. Bases 130 to 1287 code for a protein of 385 amino acids. Lineage: Eukaryota; Metazoa; Arthropoda; Insecta; Diptera; Drosophilidae. The transcript is spliced from 4 exons. The record is from RefSeq and is a predicted model, not a curated record. Gene Ontology annotation, molecular function: cyclin-dependent protein serine/threonine kinase regulator activity.